AUGGUGGAUGUUACUGCAGAACAGAUCACACAAACCGAAGCAGUAGAUUUAUAUCGAAAUACACUUAAUUUCAACGUUAUCAGCCGAUACGAUCCAGCUAUCAAACAGCUCCUAUUCACAUCAUCACAUUGUGUGGUUUAUAAGUUUGGAGAAGAAGAAGAUUGGAUCAAAACAGAUUAUCAAGGAACAGUAUUAUUAUAUUUACGAGACUACAAGCUUCCUGAUGCGAACCGCGCGGAUCCAUUGAAUUAUCAAGAUUUACAGAAUUUGUUUUGUUACGGACUUAUACUACUUAACCGGACCAAGCCCGAGAAUUUCUCACUAGGAUUACUUUCUAAUAAGAUGAAUCGACACUUUUUACCUCGAGGAUUGCCUCACAUGCCUAUGUUUGAGAUGGCAGUUGAAUUGAACGAUACAAUUAUUAUUGUGAAGAAUGUAUUGGGAGAAGUCUAUGGACUUUGGGUGUAUGAUGAACAAGAUAGAAUGAAGUUGUUUAAGACUUUGGAGUACUGUUUGAAUAAUGAUGUCACUAAUAAUCAGUAG
Messenger RNA from Lizanozyma spartinae, 543 nucleotides. RefSeq lists its product as uncharacterized. Gene Ontology annotation, molecular function: mRNA binding; enzyme activator activity. The transcript has a single exon. Gene Ontology annotation, biological process: positive regulation of catalytic activity; deadenylation-independent decapping of nuclear-transcribed mRNA; deadenylation-dependent decapping of nuclear-transcribed mRNA. Gene Ontology annotation, cellular component: P-body. The record is from RefSeq and is a predicted model, not a curated record. Bases 1 to 543 code for a protein of 180 amino acids. NCBI's taxonomy places the organism in Eukaryota, Fungi, Ascomycota, Pichiomycetes, Serinales, Debaryomycetaceae.